GAGAGAGAGAGGAGAAAGAGAGAGAGAGGGAGAGAGGAGGAAGGGAAUGAGGUAGAUAGAGAAGCAGACAAAAGAGUGAUCCACAACACCAGUCCCCCCACAGCCACAAAAGACCAGUCCCCUACAGCUAGCAACACCAGUCCCCCUACUACAACAAUCUGUCCCCCCACAGCUACAACACCAGUCCCCCACAGCCACAACACCAGUCCCCCCACAGCGACACAUCAGUCCCCCCACAGCCACAACACCAGUCCCCCCACAGCUGGCAACACCAGUCCCCCCACAGCCACACAACACCAGUCCCCCACAGCCACAACACCAGUCCCCCCCACAGCUGCCAAACAACACCAGUCCCCCUACAGCUACAACACCAGUCCCCCACAGCCACAACACCAGUCCCCCCACAGCCACAACACCAGUCCCACAGCCACAACACCAGCAUCCACAGCUGCAACACCAGUCCCCCCACAGCCACAACACCAGUACCCUACAGCUGCAACACCAGUCCCCCUACAGCUACAACACCAGUCCCCAGCGCCACAACACGUCCCCUACAGCCACAACACCAGUCCCCUACAGCGACAAUAUCAGUCCCCCUACAGCUGUAACACCAGUCCCCCUACAGCUACAACACCAGUACUCCUACAGCUGCAACACCAGUCCCCCUACAGCUGUAACACCAGUCCCCCUACAGCUACAACACCAGUACUCCUACAGCUGUAA
Molecule: messenger RNA, 723 nt
Organism: Homarus americanus (American lobster)
Lineage: Eukaryota; Metazoa; Arthropoda; Malacostraca; Decapoda; Nephropidae
Product: mucin-2-like
Exons: 2
Source: RefSeq, a predicted model, not a curated record